CUACACUCCACAGGUGAUUCAUGUGUCGAGUCUGUCAAGAUAACGGAUAUAUGUAGUCGCCAGCAAUGUUUUGAAUUGAUGGACGAGAUCGAGAGUUAUCUUGAUUCUGUGUGCAAUGGUGACUACAGUGGAUGACAUUUUUCUUGAGAUUGGGGAACUUGGUGGAGAGCAAUGGAAGCAAUUGUUGCUCAUUUCUCUUAUUCACACCUACUACCCCUUUCACAUGAUGUCAUAUUCGUUCACAGCCAAAGAACAGGAUUUUACUUGCCAUACCAAUGAUAAUGAAACCACUCUCCAUAAUGCAUGUCCUAAUGGACAAAAUGAACAAUGCCUGCAAAUUCGCUAUCAAUCCGCCUCCUCAGAAACUUCUGCAGUGUCAGAAUGGACACUGAUUUGCGACAGGAGUUGGCUAAGACCUCUAACGAUGAGCUUGUUUAUGGGUGGAGUCAUGGUCGGAGCCCUCUUGUUCGGUUUUGUCUCAGAUGGGCAUGGCAGACGAUUUACCGUGAUACUCACAUUAGCCGGAAUGGUGAUAUCCGGACAACUUGGUCAAUACGCGCAAACGUUCACCAGUUUUUGCUUGGUCCAAAUGAUCAACGGAUUCUUCUGCGGAGGCCACAUCCUACCCCUAUUUGUUCUUCUCAACGAGUUGAUCGGGCCAUCCAAGCGCGGUCUAGCUGCCAUCUACAUGGCUAUCACGUGGUCUUGUGGUCUGAUUGCACUCUCAGUUUUGGCGUCCAAUAUCCGAUAUUGGCGGGACCUCACGGGCGCCACGACCUUGAUUGGAAUCCCUAUGAUGGUUUCUGCCUGGUUUCUUUUGGAAAGUCCUCGAUGGUUUCUUUCCAAAGGAAAUUUUCAUCUGGCCAACGCCGUCCUUCAAAAAAUAGCGGAAGGAAAUGGAAAGCCGUAUAAACCGGAAUAUAUUUUAAAAUGUUCGGUUGAGGACCCUGGUUUGAAGAAAUCUCCAAAGAGCUUCUCGGUGACCACCCUAUUUAGGCCGAGUUUAUUGAAGAUAACUAUGAUAAUGUUAUAUGCGUGGUUUGUCAACAGCUCAAGUUAUUAUGGACUUACUUUGGCCGCGUCAAAUGCAAAAACGGGGUACAAUAUAUAUUGGGCAACAGCCGUAAGUGCAUUUGUAGAAAUACCUGCUUGUUUUGGAGCUUCGUACUUGAUUGAUACUUACGGUCGGAUGAAAGCAUUGAGUAACCUAAUGAUAGGAGCUGGAUGUGGAUUACUAGCCAUUUAUCUUUUGGCGAGUUUUGGAUCAAUCGUAUUCGGUAUCGCUACAAUUUCGAAACUCUUUAUAUCCGCCAGUUUUACCGUUAUCUACAUUCAUACAGGAGAGAUUUACCCAACAGUAUUCCGUAACACGGCAAUGGGUGUUAUGGCCAUUAGUUCCAGAUUUGGGGGAAUUGCCAGUCCAUACUUGGCCGAGUUAGGAUCUUCCUGGCCUAACCUACACUUCAUUGUUUUUGGCCUCUUGACCUUUUCGUCCGGGAUCUUCAAUCGACGGUUACCCGAGACCCAAGGCCAACCCUUACCCGAGUCUUUGGAGGAUCUCCUUGAUCUGGUUCAGAAACCCAAGAAUAGCACGAAAUACGAGAAGCUCUCAACCUCAAUCAUAUGAAGGGUACAUGCAACAUUAUAUUUCAGCUUAUAGCACCAACCACAAGACGAAGGCUGUCAGAAACAUCACAAAAGUGAAAAUAAAAAUAAUUAACCCUA
Molecule: messenger RNA, 1725 nt
Organism: Tigriopus californicus
Lineage: Eukaryota; Metazoa; Arthropoda; Copepoda; Harpacticoida; Harpacticidae
Product: organic cation transporter protein-like
Exons: 8
Coding region: 116-1627 (503 amino acids)
Biological process (GO): transmembrane transport
Cellular component (GO): membrane
Molecular function (GO): transmembrane transporter activity
Source: RefSeq, a predicted model, not a curated record